Molecule: messenger RNA, 2977 nt
Organism: Cricetulus griseus (Chinese hamster)
Lineage: Eukaryota; Metazoa; Chordata; Mammalia; Rodentia; Cricetidae
Source: RefSeq, a predicted model, not a curated record
GCUGCUUGGUGGUGCUGGGGUUGCUGCUGACCAGUGCACUCAACAGAUCUGCACCCACCUAGGACCUGUCCAUCGUCCUCUGGCCUGGCCUCGCCUCUUCUGCACUGUAUCUGUGUUAUUGACUGAGAUUGUGCUUGGGUGGCAACAAAGUUCUGAAACUAGACAGUGAUGAUGGUUGCAACAAGCUUGGGAAUUUACUUAUGUCACUGAAUUGUACACUUUAAAUUGAUUAAAAUGAUAAAAUGGGAGCACGGUGCAAGAAUUUUACCAACCAAUGAACAACUGCUACGAUCAAGAAACAGUCAAAAGGGAAAUGAUUCAUAUUCUCAACAUUGUAUUUCGCUUUGAACGUUUUUUGACGUGUUCGAAUGGGAGUUAAAGUAAAGGAGAAGUUUUUGUGCAGAGGUUGACUCUUCUUCAGCCAGAGGACCCUUCUUUACUGAGAAGGAUAGCAUCUUCCGAGGAUCCAGCUUUGUGAUGAGUCUGGCAUUGUUACCACAUGAGGGUCCCAGCAUUAGGACACUUGAGAACCACUGCUGCAGAGACUUGCAGGUAGCUGCUCACUUGGAAAUUAAGAAAGAGAAGAAAACUUCAUUAGGAUUUGAGCUCUGCCUGUGACAUCAGUUGGGUGACUUUUCAACAGUGAAAGCGAGGAAGGAGGAAGCAAUCACAUCACAUCACAUCAGUGCAGGUGUCUCACCAGUGGUAGCCUUGGAUUGGCAGAAGAUUGCUUUCAGCGGGUCUGCCUUUGGAAAUCAUCAUCUUCUCCCUGACCUGAGUGUCUUUACUCUGUCCCUGUCAUUGAUAGAGGCUGUGUGUCAAAAAAGGAAUUUUUGUAACUACUAAACUGACAGUUGUCUUGAACCUCUUUCGAGAUAUUAGCCUGCACCAAACAGAGAACUAAGGUUAAGAUUGGACAGGUGUCUAUAGCUGUGCUUCAACCAUGACUGGUUCAAAGAAUAAGGCUAGAGCACAGGCUAAAUUAGACAAAAGGGCAAGUGGGCAAGCCAAAGCUUUAGCAGAGAGGGAGGCUGCUAAUGCAGGCAGAGCAGGAGGCAAAAACCGGGACAAAGGAAAACCUAAGUGGGGAAAUAAAGCAGAUGCAGCGUCGGAGACGAGGGGAGGGUCUAAGGGCAGGGCAGCUGCUGAGAUGAAAGAAGGGGGGAGGUCAGAACAUAAGGCUCUAGGAAAAGAUUUCAACCAUAAGUAUGAGUACAAGGGUGCUAGAUCUUCACGUAAAGAGAAGGCUAGUAGUGAUACCUGGUUCUGGACUGGGGAGGAAUCUGGUCUCAAUUCCUGGUUCUGGAAGGGAGAAGAGGUUAGUUAUGAUACUGUUCCUCAGUGUGAAAAUAAAAGUAAUACUGGUACUCAGGGCCGCACUGAGGAGUCAGAGCCUACACCUAAGGCCAGCCACAAGUCUAGGGCUGAGGAGGAGGAGGAAGAAAAUGUUAUUGGGAACUGGUUUUGGGAAGGAGAUGACACUAGUUAUGAUCCUAAUCCUAAACCUGUGUUCAGAAUAGUUAAACCUCAACCAGUGGAUGAAAUUAAUGAGAAAAAUAGGCCAAAGGACUGGUCUGAGGUUACCAUUUGGCCCAAAGCUCCUGCUGUAACUCCAGCAGUGUUAGGUUAUACUUCUCAGGACUCAUCUGAGUCAAGGCCUUCUUCCUUUAUUGUUCUGGCCUCAAAUGAAGAAAAAGCUUCAAAAACAGCCUGUACUAAGAAUACUCGAUCAGGCCUGCAGCCUAUACCUGAGUAUCCAUUUGGUUCUGAUCCUUGCAUCCAGACCUUAGAUGAAAUUAGACAACAAAUCAAGAUCAGAGAAAUGAAUGGCAUCAAGCCGUUUGCUUGCCCUUGCAAAGUGGAGUGCUAUUUGGAUUCUCCAGAAUUUGAAAAGCUUGUUAACAUACUUAAGUCAACUACCGAUCCCCUCAUUCAUAAAAUAGCACAGAUAGCAAUGGGUUUACAUAAAGUUCAUCCAUUUGCCCGGGAAUUCAUUAAUGAAGUGGGUGUGGUGACACUUAUUGAAAGCCUGCUCAGUUUUUCUUCCCCAGAAACUAGAAAAAAGACUGUUAUUACUCUGAAUUCUUCUGGGGAUGACAGACAACACAAAGUUGAAUUUCAUGUGAAGCAUAUGUGUAAAGAAACCGUGUCUUUCCCCUUGAACUCACCUGGCCAGCAAUCUGGAUUAAAGAUAAUAGGGCAGCUAACUACAGAGUCUGUCCAUCACUACAUUGUUGCCAGUUACUUUUCAGAGCUUUUCCAUUUGCUGUCCCAGGGAAAUCGUAAGACUAGAAAUCUUGUUUUGAAAGUAUUUUUGAAUAUGUCCGAAAAUCCAAAGGCAGCUAGAGAUAUGAUCAAUAUGAAGGCAUUAGCAGCAUUAAAACUCAUCUUUAACCAAAAAGAGGCGAAAGCAAAUCUUGUUAGUGCUGUGGCCAUCUUUAUUAACAUAAAGGAACAUAUUAGAAAGGGCUCAAUUGUAGUAGUUGAUCACUUGAGUUACAGUACUCUUACUGCCAUAUUCCGUGAAGUUAAAGGGAUUAUUGAAAGAAUGUAAAAUGAUCCAGAAAUGAAAGAGAACACUGAACAGUGUCCAAAUUCUGAUUGGCUAUACAUUCCCAAAGAGUUUUGCAUACUAUUUUGGUAAUAACUGCUCACACAUUUUGUCUUAACAUCUUUUACAAAUUAUUACCUGUGGCAGGUUCUAGCUCAAAUCUAAAACAUUUUUUGGUGUAUUAAAUGAAUAUUAAAUAUUGAGAUAAACAAGUUUGUCGAUUUCUAUCUUAUCUAGAUUAGCAGAUUUUUAACAUAAUUUUACGUAAGGAAAUUGUGAUCCAGCUGUCAGAAGUACAGUGUCUUGAUGAUUGAUAAUCUGCUUAGAUCUGUUUGUGGCUCCAGGUAGCAAAGAAGAAACUACUGGUCUUGUAAUCUAGUUAAAAAAUAAGGUGUACAAAAAUAAAAAUAAUUGAUGGUACCUACA